AUGUCUGAUGCAGAAUGCCCCGCGCUGAUGUCGCGGCCCGGGGCACACAAGAUGCCUGCAAUGGAAACUGACACCAUAAUCAUCGGGAACGGGCCAUCGGCUAUGAUCCUGUCAUUUAUUCUCCAUGGCUAUCUCCCGUAUUAUUCUAUAAAUCGUCCGCAUCCCGACCCUCUACUCCAUGCGAAGCUUAAGGACAACCCGGACUUACUGGAUGCGGAUGUAGCGGCUUUGACCGAACAUUUCCAUGCCUCUCGAUUGUCGUACUCGACGCAGGCUCUCCCAGUAAAUGUUCUGCUGGACACCCUCGUCCGGCCAAGCAUCGAUGUGGAUGUGGGAGAGGGUGAUACCAGAGUUGAAUGGCGACAUGUGCCUGAAAAGGCCGUCCCACACUUGGUAUUCGGCAAUGCGCCGAAGGCCGGUGGUCAAUGGAAUGACAACCUGGUAUUCGUUAGCUGGGAUAUUCAAACCCUGAGCUACGCGUCAAUGCUGUCCUUGCCAGGAUAUUCUUUCGCUGAGCACUACCGCAGGGUCAAUGGCAAGGAUCUUCCUGCAUUCACGCGGCCCACCAGGAGGGAGAUUAUGGACUAUUUCAGCGCCUAUCCUGAGGCGGUCGGGAUUGAUGACUCUUUUCAGAAUAACGAGACUCUGAGCGGUAUCACAAGAACUGCAAAUGGUUUCUUCAUUUCCUCUCACAAUAUUCAUUGCAAGCAUCUGGUCUUGGCGAGUGGAAUAUUCUCGGAAGUGCUGAAGCCCCUUCCGAUGCUACAACCCCUACGAUUUCUUCAGCCGACUCCAGAGAUACCGCUCCUUGUUAUAGGAUCCGGCUUCUCAGCAGCGGAUAUCAUAAUAUCUGCUCCGGCGGACCAGAAGGUCCUUCAUAUAUUUAAGUGGGAUCCGGAAGGACAUCCCUCUCCACUCCGCAGCUGUCACCAGCGCGCCUAUCCGGAAUAUGCGGGGGUGUAUCGAUUGAUGAAGCGAGCUGCUCUUGCGGCAGAGCCAGCUACAGCCAAACGUCCUGGCAAACCAAAGCGGACGACAUCAUCUCGGUUCCUCGAAAGUCGGGCCUGGGAUACGGUUUACGAGGGCCUUCCAAACGCAGAAGUUAUUGCAGUGGAUAUGCAAUCGGAAUUUGCAUUGGUAACUUUUCGACUACCCGACGGAAGUACAAUGGAACGAACCGUCCGUGGGCUGGUAUAUGCUACUGGUCGUCGUGGAACCCUUGGCUACCUGGAUAAGCCCCUUCUCUCCGAGGUUCUUGGGUGUCCCGAUGGAACAGAACCCAGCCCCAUAAUAUCGGGCAAGACAUUGAGAGCAAAGGCCUUAGAGGAUCUCGAAGUCGCCGAAGACGUAUUUAUCAUUGGGAGUCUCACCGGCGAUUCCCUGAUCCGGUUUGCUUACGGCAGUUGCGUGCAGACGGCAGGUAGACUUAUAAGAGCACAUACCGGGGAUGAUAAAUCCGAGUGCAAAACGCCAACCUCUUCCAGACCACAAAGCUCAUCUUUGCGUGUGAUGAACGGCGUGGAGGGUCACGAAAUUUAUCAUAACGGUGACUAUUACCAGCAACUGGAGAAAAUUGAUUCCGAGGCCACAACCCGCCCUCCCUCGAGUCUAGAUGGCCUAUGGAGCUGGAUGGUAAGGUUUUGGAGGUCAUAG
Aspergillus lentulus is the source of this 1653-nucleotide messenger RNA. Its product is annotated as oxidative stress-induced growth inhibitor 2. The record is from RefSeq and is a predicted model, not a curated record. NCBI's taxonomy places the organism in Eukaryota, Fungi, Ascomycota, Eurotiomycetes, Eurotiales, Aspergillaceae.